Helicoverpa zea (corn earworm) is the source of this 1517-nucleotide messenger RNA. RefSeq names its product zinc finger protein 16-like. The transcript is spliced from 3 exons. Lineage: Eukaryota; Metazoa; Arthropoda; Insecta; Lepidoptera; Noctuidae. The record is from RefSeq and is a predicted model, not a curated record. Bases 76 to 1008 code for a protein of 310 amino acids.
CUGCGGUUAUGUCAGCUAUUGUAGUUGUUUAUUAUUGUUGAUAUUUUGCUUCUUAUUUAUUCCAAUUUGCAACUUAUGAUAACAGGCGAAAUGAGUGAGACUGAGGAAGAAAUGGAAAUAAAAAUCGAGUAUUUCGAGACUAACGAAACCGACCCUUUGAGUGACGAAUGUACAAAUAAAAGUGAUUCAAAAUAUUCUGCAACAACUAAACAUUUUGAUGAAAAUAUAAAUCAGCCUAUGGUAAACAAUUUCAAUGAGAGCUUGAAUAAAUCUCCAGUGAAUGAUGAAAAUAGAUUUAAUGAUAUAUCCGAAAGAGAUGAGGCUUGGCACAAAUCUAUAGACAAUUUCGGACGAUACCUGUGUAAAUUUUGUGAGCACUCGUAUUUAUCAAAACAAAGUUUAUGUCGCCAUGUAAAACUUAAACAUGUUGAAGAAUACAACAGUAUAAAAAGCUCAGCUACAAACAAACCGAGAAGAACAAGAUUAAAAUGUCAUAUAUGCAAAAAAAGAUUCAAAAGUACCUCUAAUUUGCAAGAACAUUUACAAUGUCAUGGUAUUAAUGACAUAAAGAACUCUGGGUCAGUAUAUCAUACAACAUUGGAGAAAGACCCAGAAAUUCUCACUCAUAUAACCAACUUGGUUGACAAAAUUAAACAUUUAUGUACAAAAUGCGGUUACAGUACAUCAAAAAUGUCACAUUUUAAACAGCACGAGAAAACUCAUUCACUUAAAGAGCUAAAGAAAUGCUCUUAUUGUGAAUACACAACAUAUCACGCACAUAAUUUGAAAAUACAUGAACAUAUACAUAAAAAUCAUAAACCGUAUGUGUGUAGUGUUUGUGAUUACCGAUCGGCAGCGUUGUCUGGGUUGUACAGUCAUAGGCUAAAACAUGAGAAGGAAAAGAAUAUGGUAUAUUGUGAUCAGUGCAGUUAUUCUACUGUUUAUAAACAGAGUUUAAAAAAACAUAUUGAGAGUCAUAGAAGAAAUAGUGUGAGGAGUAAGUUUUAGGGGUCAUUUUUGUGCUACAGCAAAAAGCUUAUUCUAGUUCUUAGUUGAGAUAGUCAUCUGCCUACCCUUUUCCUAAAUAUGUUAGGGUUGUCUUCUGGCCCUACCGGAUGCAGAUGAGUACUAGUGUUAUACAUCUGAUAAUCAAAUGACAGCUGAGACCCACCAAUAUUGUGCAGCCCGAUACACGGAAGAACUCCUCAUGACAAGAUAUCACCUACAUACGAACUUACCGCGCCAAGCGUUGCUUAACCACUGACUGUAAAUUCACGUUAUUAUACCUAUUGCCGUCACAUUUUCGCGUAGUCUUAUUUAUGCGAAUUUGAGGGUAAUAUUAUUUACUUUUGAAUAUUGCCAUAGAUAAUAUAUCCAAUUGUGUCAAAAUGUAUUUAGAAAAUAUACAAUGUUCUACAUGUAUGCUGUGAUUGCGAUAAUCUAAGCCAGUAUUAUUUUAUAUUUUAUAAGACUGAUUCCUUUAUUUAUUUGGUAAAAAUAAAACUAGGAAGUAAUGA